Molecule: messenger RNA, 588 nt
Organism: Trematosphaeria pertusa
Lineage: Eukaryota; Fungi; Ascomycota; Dothideomycetes; Pleosporales; Trematosphaeriaceae
Exons: 3
Coding region: 1-588 (195 amino acids)
Source: RefSeq, a predicted model, not a curated record
AUGGACGGAAAAAGCCUCCGCUCAAUCCGCGCGCCCCUCCUCUCGCUCAUCCUUCCUACUCUCCUUCGCACCCUCGACAUCUCGCCCACCCCGCUCUCGCUCUUCCUCCCAAUCGGCAUCCUCUUCCUCGUCAUCGAGAAAGGCUACAUCGAGACGCUCGAAACGCUUUCCCCCGAGCUUUCCGAGCACACUGGACCCUUCUGGCACAUCGGCGUCUGCUUGCUGGCCCAAAUCUUCGUGCACAACCUGGGGGGAUGGCGCGGUGAAGUGCUGUACUGGACGAUAUUUGCGCGGUGGGCGGCUGGAAUGAACAGAUACCACAGAGCCGGGGUGAAGGUGUUCAGAGAUGCGUAUGUGGCGCGCACGACGGCGAAUGGUGCACGGCUGCAUGGGGUUCUGGCGGCAACGUUGUUGACGCCGGUGUUUGUGACGGAGCGGAUAUCGUGGAUGCAGGUGGCGGCGGUUUGGCUGCACUUCUACCAUAGCGUAGGGUAUGCACUUGCGGUAUGGACAUACUUUGGCCUGCCCGAGAAACAGAAGCGCCUGGUGGAGGAACGCCGGAGAAGCGAGGCGUCUUCGGGUCACUGA